CGCUCGGGAACAGAGGGAUAUAUUACCUAGAGACUCGCUCGGUCAGCCUUUCACUCUUUUUCUUACUUCCACCCCCAAUCGCUCUUUGUUAUUUUCAUUUUACCGCUCGUGCAUUGUGCCCUUGCGAUGAUCUAGGGCUUGGCGGCCGGGUUCGAUAGAUCGCAGAUCUUACGGCACAAUCCCAAAGAUAACACACGAGUUUGACCACAGUUUCUCCACAGUCCCGCACACGAAUCUUGCUCGUACCAGCGGCGUCAGCCGGCCGCUUCGAUUCUAGCUCUGCCGGGAACCACUGAAUCUUGCGCCGAGACGAUGGAGCGCUCGUUUUUACAUUCUCCACGCGAUGUCCUCCAGCACUUUCAAGUCGAUGAGCAGGAGGGUCUUUCCAGCGCGCAAGUUUUGAAAUCGAGGGAGAAAUAUGGUUCCAACGCCAUUCCGGAAGAACCGCCAACACCGCUAUGGGAACUUAUACUGGAACAAUUCAAGGAUCAACUAGUUAUAAUCCUCCUGGGUUCGGCUGUCGUUUCGUUUGUACUCGCACUCUUUGAGGGAGGCGACGACUGGACCGCUUUUGUUGACCCCGCAGUGAUCCUUACAAUCCUUAUCUUGAAUGCGAUAGUCGGCGUAUCACAGGAGAACAGCGCAGAGAAGGCCAUUGCUGCUCUUCAAGAAUACUCAGCAAAUGAGGCCAAAGUUGUUCGAGAUGGCGCUGUGCAACGCAUCAAGGCUGAAGAGCUCGUUCCUGGAGAUAUCGUUCACGUGGCUGUCGGCGACCGUAUUCCUGCGGAUUGCAGACUUGUCUCCAUCCAGAGUAAUAGCUUCCGCGUCGACCAGGCUAUAUUGACUGGGGAGAGUGAAAGUGUCUCCAAGGGUACUUUAGAAAUCAAGGACUUUCAGGCUGUGAAACAGGACCAAACAAAUAUCCUAUUUUCCGGAACUACGGUUGUCAGCGGCCAUGCCACUGCAGUCGUUGUUUUAACCGGGUCGAGUACCGCGAUUGGUGAUAUCCACGAGAGUAUCACAGCUCAGAUCUCCGAGCCAACGCCAUUGAAACAAAAACUCAAUGAUUUUGGUGAUAUGUUGGCUAAGGUUAUCACGGUUAUUUGUGUCCUCGUUUGGCUCAUUAAUAUCCAACAUUUCAGCGAUCCGAGUCAUGGGAGUUGGACAAAGGGUGCAAUCUAUUAUCUCAAGAUUGCUGUCUCGCUUGGUGUGGCUGCCAUUCCAGAAGGCCUGGCUGUAGUUAUCACCACUUGUUUGGCCUUGGGAACACGAAAGAUGGCUGCAAAGAAUGCCGUUGUUCGGUCUUUGCCAUCCGUGGAAACGCUGGGCAGCUGCAGUGUAAUUUGCUCAGACAAGACAGGCACCCUUACCACUAACCAGAUGAGCGUUGAAAGGAUUGUUUACCUCAAUGAGUCUGGCACCGGCCUUGAGGAAAUCAGCGUCGAAGGUACAACCUUCGCCCCCGUCGGCGAACUACGGAAAAAUGGUCAAGUUCAGGAAGAUCUUGCUGCUACGUCGUCCACGAUCUGUCAAAUGGCUGAAGUUUUGGCUAUGUGCAAUGAUGCGGCACUAUCGUAUGAUCCGAAGAGCGGAACUUAUAGCAAUGUCGGAGAACCCACUGAAGGAGCCCUCAGAGUGCUAGUUGAGAAAAUUGGCACAGAUGACAUGGACGUGAACCAAAAGCUGAAGCAUCUACCGGCAUCCGAACGGCUACAUGCAGCUAGCAAGCACUAUGAAAACCGACUGCCCCUAAAAGCUACCUAUGAGUUCUCUCGUGAUCGAAAGAGCAUGUCUGUGCUAGUGGGUAACGGGAAAAACCAAAUGCUCCUUGUGAAAGGUGCUCCCGAAUCGAUCCUCGAGCGUUGCUCCCAUACCCUGCUGGGAUCCAACGGCGCUAGGGUUCCCCUAUCUCUGAAUCAUGCCAAGCUGAUCUCGCAAGAAGUCGUGGAUUAUGGAAACAGGGGUCUUCGGGUUAUCGCCAUUGCCAGUAUUUCAAAUGUUGCAGAGGCGCCUCUUCUGCACACUGCAGAGACCUCAAAUGAGUACGAGAAGCUUGAACAAAAUAUGACCCUUAUUGGACUUGUUGGUAUGCUUGAUCCUCCUCGACCCGAAGUGGCUGCAUCAAUUCAGAAAUGUCGAGAGGCUGGAAUUCGAGUUAUUGUAAUCACGGGUGACAAUCAAAACACUGCCGAAUCCAUCUGUCGACAAAUCGGUGUGUUUGGAAAGCAUGAAGACUUGCGGGGCAAGAGUUUCACCGGAAGGGAAUUUGAUGCGCUCAGCGAGCAAGGAAAGAUUGAAGCUGCGAGACAGGCCUCCCUGUUCUCCCGUGUUGAGCCAACCCAUAAAUCGAAACUAGUUGACAUACUUCAGUCUCUCGGACAGGUCGUUGCAAUGACUGGAGAUGGUGUCAACGAUGCUCCCGCCUUGAAGAAGUCUGACAUCGGCGUCGCAAUGGGUUCCGGUACCGACGUCGCCAAACUUGCGGCGGAUAUGGUUUUGGCCGACGAUAAUUUCGCAACGAUUGAAGUUGCCGUCGAAGAAGGGAGAUCCAUCUAUAGCAACACCCAGCAGUUCAUCCGGUAUCUGAUCUCUUCCAAUAUCGGCGAAGUCGUGUCUAUCUUCCUUACAGCAGCGCUUGGCAUGCCAGAGGCUUUGAUCCCUGUCCAACUUCUCUGGGUCAACCUCGUCACUGAUGGCCUACCGGCCACUGCGCUGUCAUUCAAUCCCGCAGACCAUGAUGUUAUGAAGCGGCCGCCAAGGAAGCGUGGUGAAGCGCUGGUUAGUGGCUGGCUUUUCUUCCGGUACAUGGUGAUCGGUAUAUAUGUCGGUGUCGCAACUGUUUUUGGUUUCGCUUGGUGGUUUAUGUAUAAUCCACAGGGUCCGCAAAUAACAUUUUGGCAAUUAUCGCAUUUCCACAAGUGCUCUAGAGAGUUCCCCGAGAUCGGGUGCGAGAUGUUCACGAAUGACAUGUCAAAGUCGGCAUCCACGGUUUCGCUCUCUAUCCUCGUCGUUAUUGAGAUGUUCAACGCCAUGAACGCUCUGUCGUCCAGCGAGUCCCUUUUCACCUUCCCAUUGUGGAACAACAUGGUGCUUGUCGGCGCGAUCAUAAUGUCGAUGUCCCUUCAUUUCGCAAUUUUGUAUAUUCCAUUCCUGCAAGGCCUUUUCUCGAUCUUACCAUUGAACUGGCUCGAGUGGAAGGCAGUGUUGGCAAUCAGUGCGCCAGUUAUUGUGAUCGACGAAAUUCUUAAAUUCUUCGAACGCCAGUUAUAUGACACUCGUACGACCUUAGCUUCGAGUUGCACAAACGGAGAAGCCACAAAACCUAAAUUAUCCUAG
Molecule: messenger RNA, 3336 nt
Organism: Coccidioides posadasii C735 delta SOWgp
Lineage: Eukaryota; Fungi; Ascomycota; Eurotiomycetes; Onygenales; Onygenaceae
Source: RefSeq, a predicted model, not a curated record